Messenger RNA from Parnassius mnemosyne (clouded apollo), 2112 nucleotides. NCBI's taxonomy places the organism in Eukaryota, Metazoa, Arthropoda, Insecta, Lepidoptera, Papilionidae. The record is from the annotation of a GenBank genome assembly.
AUGGAAGACAUAAAAGUGUGUAGAAUAUGCCUCGUUAUGGAUGUUAAAAUGUUCGACCUGCAAUCUUAUCCUCUAGGAACUUACUAUGAACUAAUUAUAGGAGUAAACCCACUAAAGUUAGCAGACCUGCCGCAAUUUGCCUGUUACGAGUGUGCCGCAUUAGUCAAGAAGUUCUUUUUCUUCCGUGAGAAAUGUCUGAGGGGACAAGCUGCUCUAUGUGGUAUACUGCAUUCAUCGGGACAGAUAACAUCAGAAGAUAUAAAACAGAUAGACAGACAACGUUUAUUUCUGACAUCAAAUCUCUCUGUAGUAAAUAUAGAAGAGGGUCAAGACGUUUAUAUGCCUUAUCAAAAUGAAACUAAAGUCGAUAUUAUCAAAGAGGAGUUAUUUGAUCCAGAAGAAAGUAUUCAGGAUUUUGAUGAUGGACUAGAAGAACCCUUUGAACUAGAAGAUAGUAUUCAAGAGUGUGAUGUGGAAGCUGGAAAUAUAAAAGAAGAAGAUUGUUUUGAUGAAAUUCCUGCAACAUUAUCAAGUGAUGAUAAUGAACCACUAUCUCUUCAUAAAACUAAUAAAGAGAAGCAGCUUAAAAAGACAUUGGUGAAAAAGAAGCGAAGGAAAUCAAUAAAGAAAGAGGAACAUGAAGGGCCUGAUUUAGAAAAUAAGCCUGAAGAAAAUUUAAUUUUCACUGAGAGUGCAGAUGACAGUCAAAUGUUGCCUCCAGAUAUUAUUGAAAUUGUUAAAAGCAAACCCAAAAGAGGUCGUCCGCGAAAAAUUGUAGAGGAAUCAACGGAGAAAAAAGAACAGAAGCCAAGAAGAACGAGGAACACGGGAGGCCUACCUGAUGAUGAGACAGACCUGGAGGAAUAUGUCACAAUCAUAAAAUUAACGGUGGAGGAACAGAUUGAAGAGAUAACGAAGCGCAAGACUUCCUCGAACUAUCUGAACGCGUUGUUCCAGUGCAAUUUGUGCUAUAAAGGCUUCAUAGACACGCACGCGUGGAAACAUCACGUGGGGAAACACGAUCCAAGCGCGGGUGAUCUGGAGUGCUCGAUCUGCAAGUUCCGCUUCAAAACGAAGCGGACGCUGCAGAAGCACGUCACCAACCACGAGAAGAAGUACGCCUGCAAAGCUUGCCCUUAUGUCUCGAAGACAACGACACAAGCAAAACAGCACCAGAGGUGGCAUAAGGGCGUCACUUACAAAUGCCAGUACUGCGAUGAAAUAUCGACCAAGUGGACGUCGUACCUGAGCCACGUGCGCAUGAAACACCCGUCGCAGCACAUCUGCGGCGCGUGUGGCUACUCCUUCGUGAGCCGCCUCGGCCUCGCCAUGCACCGCACCAUGAUGCACAAGGACCUCGUCAAAGCAGAAGAAAGUGAAGAAGGUCCGUACUGCGAGCAGUGUGACGUGAAAUUCUUAUCAGAAGAAGCUUGGAAAAGACACAUGGUGACUUCGGUGAAGCAUACACAGAGCACUGAUUUUAAUACGGGAUGCCGGGUCUGCGGUGAGACAUUCAGUAAUGCAGAAGAGUUACGUCUGCACCAUAGAACGGAACACGCGCGCAAAAGGCCCAAGAACUACGGCAAGAAGCCGUCCAAUCUCGCCUGGCCCACAGAAUGCGAACAUUGUUCUGAGAAGAUAGCGAAUGCACGAGACUAUUGGACUCACUUUCGACGCGUACAUCCUGAUAAAAACUAUCCUAUUCAGAAGAAUUACAUCUGUGAUAUUUGCGGCAAGAGUUUUCGGGGCAAUGCGUUUUUAGUGUAUCACAAACGAACACACUCCGAGGAGCGUGCAUACAAGUGCGCCCUGUGUCCGAAAGCGUUCUUCAACCGCACCAACCUGCAAAUGCACGAACGCACGCACUCCGAUGUGCGGCCGCACCCCUGCCCGGUCUGCUGCAAGGCCUUCAAGUGCAAGGGCGCGCUCGAGCGGCACUCGCGAAGCCACACUGGAGUGAAACCGUACGAGUGCGAAGUAUGCGGUAAGGCGUUCGCGCAGUCCAACAGUCGCAAGUUGCACGUGCGCACCGUGCACCACAAGCAGCCCUCGCCGUACAUCAGCCGCAGCCGCCUCGAGCGCCGCAACCGCCUCGCGCACCAGCUCUACUGA